Molecule: messenger RNA, 1107 nt
Organism: Athalia rosae (coleseed sawfly)
Lineage: Eukaryota; Metazoa; Arthropoda; Insecta; Hymenoptera; Athaliidae
Gene: Aven
Exons: 4
Coding region: 150-983 (277 amino acids)
Biological process (GO): negative regulation of G2/M transition of mitotic cell cycle
Source: RefSeq, a predicted model, not a curated record
AUUGAGAAUAGAUAGGGUCUAUUCUCAAUGUCAGUACAUCACCUGUCAACAAUUGAAAAGACAAUAUGAAUUACAUGGUACAGAUAAUAACCGUGAUUUAAUAUUUAUGACUACACAUAUCGCGGAUAAACUGAGUUUUAAUUGACGAAAUGGAACAACGGAGGCCAAGGCAUAAGAAAGGGAACAAAUUCGACAAACAAAAAGAUGAGCGUUCUAAGUUACCUGAAAAAAGCUUGAGCAACCAAUCUGAAGCUGUCAAAGCAUCCCCAAGUAUAAAGAAGCUGACCCCAGAAGACUACGACUAUGUCAAUUCUGACAAAUCUCAAUUUGAUCAUCUGAAACGAGAGACGCAGGUGGAUACGUCUGAGCAAGUUCCAGCAAGUUCUCACUCUCGACGUAAAGUUGUAUCAAACUGGGAAAAAUAUGAUGACAUUAUUAGCACCGAUACAGAAACACAUAGUAAAGAUUUUCAGUCACUACUAAAUGCACCGAUAUCGGAAGGUGGUCAUUUCGUAUUCAAAUCAGAAAAAAAUUGGACGAUCCAAGCAACUAAAUACUCGGAUUUAUUCUCACUCAAUGUUGAUAAACUUGCCAGAGAUAUCAACUGUAUUCCAUUCAAUGAAUACAUUGAAGUAGAAGAUAAAUAUUUUACUAUUGAUCAGUUAACCAGGUUUCAAAAUUUAGCAGAAAAAUCUCGAUCAGGCAACGAAUACGUGGACAACAUUUCAAAAAUUCUGAUAGAAAGUUUUAAAGAAGAUAGUGCUAAAAAUCAGGGAGUUGAAUCCAAUGGUGAACUGGAAGAGUUUUCUGAAGUCAUUGAUACACAUCCUGAUGAGAAUAUCGAAGAAGAGUUGGAGUUUCUCUUAUCUUUGAAAGAACCCAUCAAUAUUGAUCAACCUAGAAACGCACCAGCUAUCCACCAAACUCAUACGGAAGGUAAAAAAAAUCCAGAACCCAUCUUCGGUACCUGUGAAGUCAAUUGACCUGGAGAAGUGGCUGGAUUCAAUCUUGGAUUAGCAUCAUAAUAUAAUAAGUAUCCCAAAAACACUGUAGAAUAUAUUUAUGAAAUGAUUUAUUCAACAAUAAAUUCUACACCGCAUCUCCCAA